GGAACUGAACUGAGUUUCUCGUAGAGCGCGAUGGGUCUUUAAAGCUGUCUGACAGAGCACACACCGAGCAGUGAACACGGUUUAUUGGUGGAAGAGAAGUUCAGAACCGACGCCUAGCUUUCUCCGUGAUUCAGACGAAAUAAAUACAGCAGCAGGUCAAUCGUUUGCUGGAUGAUUGCACCCGGGCCCAUCUGCAAUAGAUACUGACCUACAAUGAAAGCUCUGAUUCUUGUCGGUGGCUAUGGCACACGAUUACGGCCGCUCACCCUCACUGUGCCCAAACCACUCGUUGAGUUCUGCAACAAACCCAUUCUGCUGCAUCAGGUGGAGGCUUUGGUCAAGGCUGGAGUCCGUCAUGUCAUCCUUGCUGUGAGUUACAUGUCUGAGCUAUUGGAGCGAGAGAUGAGAGCCCAGGAGCAAAGGCUUGGAAUAAAGAUCUCCCUCUCACAUGAAAAAGAGCCUCUAGGAACCGCUGGUCCUCUGGCUUUGGCUCGUGAGCUGCUGACCGACAACCAGGAGCCCUUUUUUGUUCUCAAUAGUGAUGUCAUCUGCGAUUUCCCCUUCGACGACAUGCUCAAGUUCCACCAGCAGCACGGCAGAGAGGGCACCAUUGUUGUGACAAAAGUUGAAGAACCGUCUAAAUAUGGUGUGGUGGUUUAUGAAGGGGACAGCGGGCGAAUACACCGCUUCGUUGAGAAACCGCAAGUGUUUGUCUCCAACAAAAUCAAUGCGGGGAUGUACAUCUUCAGUCCUGCCAUGCUGAGAAGAAUCCAGUUGCAACCCACUUCCAUAGAGAAGGAAAUAUUUCCUGUCAUGGCAGAGGAGGGACAGCUGUAUGCCAUGGAGCUGCAAGGUUUCUGGAUGGACAUUGGUCAGCCUAAAGACUUCCUGACGGGCAUGUGCAUGUACCUGCAAUCUGUACGGCAGCAGGCCCCUGAGAGGCUCCGCGCUGGACCCGGCUUUCUUGGAAAUGUUCUUGUGGACCCAACAGCAGUGAUUGGGCAGAACUGCACCAUUGGCCCAAAUGUGACGAUUGGAGCCGGGGUGGUUUUGGAGGACGGGGUGAGAGUGAAGCGCUGUACCAUCCUGAAGGGGGCACACAUACGCUCCCACUCCUGGCUGGAGUCCUGCAUCGUGGGAUGGAGCUCCUCAGUUGGGCAGUGGGUGCGAAUGGAGAACGUUACGGUUCUGGGUGAAGAUGUGAUUGUGAAUGAUGAACUCUACAUCAACGGAGCCAACGUUCUGCCUCAUAAAUCUAUCACAGACUCUGUUCCUGAACCACGAAUCAUCAUGUGAAACAAACACAGAACUCUCACACCCUCACAAAGUGCCAGAGUGAUGAAAGAGUAGCGCGGUGUCAGUCAGCAUGCUGAGAGAGGGCUCAUGUGCUGAGUUAUGCAGUUACUGGUUGUGGUGUUUCUGCAGGUCAAUCACACGUAAACUACAGCAGUACACCACAUAUGUUUGACCUUUACUGACAAUAAAAUCAGAAAUGGCAUUGUUUUGCUACAUUAGACUAGUGCUUGUCUAGUAAAUGUAUUAUUUUCUGUCUUUCUGUUUUUACACGGAGCCAUUUAAAACAUUCAGGAUGAAUCUCAGUGCCUGUAGAAGAAAUGAAAGUGUGUUAGCAGAUAAUGCUCGAUGCUGAUUACUGUACAGACAUCAGAACCGCUGGAGUACGUGUUCAGUUAUGCAGAACAGGUGUUAUUUGUCUCUUAAGCUCUUGCACAUCAUGUGCAGAAGAACAAGGGUACAUUCAAGUGCUCAUGACGUGACGUCUCUGUAAACAAAUGAAGAUUUAUAAACUUGAUGUGUUUUCUAUCAAAAAUACAGAGCCACGAAACACC
Danio rerio (zebrafish) is the source of this 1847-nucleotide messenger RNA. RefSeq names its product GDP-mannose pyrophosphorylase B (gene gmppb). Gene Ontology annotation, biological process: GDP-mannose biosynthetic process. Lineage: Eukaryota; Metazoa; Chordata; Actinopteri; Cypriniformes; Danionidae. The record is from RefSeq and is marked validated. Gene Ontology annotation, molecular function: transferase activity; mannose-1-phosphate guanylyltransferase (GTP) activity; GTP binding.